Molecule: messenger RNA, 375 nt
Organism: Cooperia oncophora
Lineage: Eukaryota; Metazoa; Nematoda; Chromadorea; Rhabditida; Trichostrongylidae
Source: the annotation of a GenBank genome assembly
AUGCUGGUGUUCGUGACAUGCACUUACUUGGCGUCAAACAUGCUCAAUGUGAUCGUCUACACAUGGGAGCUGAUCGACAAGCCAUCACUUAUGUCAGAACAGUUGCGGCCGUUCUACACGCUCUCUUCUGAUCUGGUCUCUCUACUGACGGUGUUAGCUUGUGCUUGCCGUCUUCCUAUCUACAUUGCAUGCAAUGCACGAAUCCGAUGUGAAGUACUGGACGCGCUCAAUAGCUGCGUUCUCUUCAGUACCGGCAAAUAUGGCAAGGUUAGUAGUAGGUAUCAACGUAUGAAGACUAUGAGGGCAUUCGCAAUGCUAAUUGGAUGUUUCUUUUACUUUAUCGAUAUUUCACAUCUCUUCAGUGCCAUAGAAGGC